AUGGCGGCCACUGGAGCUCUAACAUCUAGCGGCGACCACCUGAGCAAUAAAUAUCGAGUGUUCUUGAGCUUUAGUGGAGGCGAAGACACACAAGAAUCUUUCCCUUCCCUUCUGUAUUCAUCUCUAAGGAAGGCUGGAAUUUCUGUUCUCAAAGAUGAUAUCUCAAGCGAACUAUCUCAAAGCCCUAUCAAAGCUUCUAUAAUUGUAAUCAUCAUCUUCUCUCACCACUAUGCUAGUUCCAGAAGGUGCCUCGACGAACUCACAAAAAUCAUGGAGUUUCGUAGAUCAUAUCAUCUGGUAGUUCUUCCCAUAUUCUAUGGUGUGGAUCCGUCUGAUGUUUGUUAUCAGGAAUUUAGUUUUGGACAAGCAUUUCAAGAUCUCAUACAAAAAAUUUCACCUACCGAAGAUGAAUUGUCAAAGUGGAGGACAACUCUCAGUGAAGCUGGAGGCAUUUGUGGGAUUGUUGUGCCUAAUUUCGAAGCCAGAGAUGAGAGUGAAGAAGUGAAAGAAGUUGUUGAGAAUGUUCUCGAUAUAUUGGACAAGAAAGAUUUGUUUGUUGCUGCACACCCUGUAGGAGUGGAUGAUCGUGUGCAAGAAAUGAUCACAAUGUUCCAAAACCAUCAAUCUAAAGAUGUUGUCAUGGUAGGGAUAUGGGGAAUGGGGGGUGUAGGCAAGACAACUAUUGCCAAAGCCAUUUAUAAUGAAAUUGGUCGCACAUUUGAGAGUAGGAGUUACCUUUCAAAGAUCAGAAAAGCUUGGGAUCAAGAAGAGGGUCAAGUGCGCUUACAGAACCAACUUCUUUCUGAUAUAUGCAAGACAACAAAAGUGAAGAUAAAUAGCAUUGAAUCUGGAAAAAUCACAUUGAGGGAUCGACUUCGCCAUAAAAAGGCAUUGGUUGUGCUUGAUGAUGUGGAUAAGUUGGCUCAACUGAAUGCUUUAGUGGGAAGUCGUGACUGGUUUGGUGAAGGGAGUACAAUAAUCAUCACAACUAGAAAUCGACGUUUGCUCGUUGAAAUCGAUUGUUGUGUUUAUCUAAUGAAAAAUUUAAAUGAAAGGGAAUCUAUGGAGCUUUUUAGUUGGCAUGCAUUUAAACAAGAAAGUCCUAAAAAAAACUUCACUGAAUUUUCGAGAGAUAUAGUUGCAUAUUCUGGGGGACUUCCACUGGCUCUUCAAGUCCUUGGCUCUUAUUUAUUUGAUAGAGAAGUGGAGGAAUGGGAGAGUGUAUUGGAGAAACUUAGAAAAUUUCCCAAUAACAAGAUAACAAAGAAGCUAAAAGUAAGCUUUGAUGGUUUAAGUGAUCUGUUGGAGAAAGAAAUAUUUCUUGAUAUAUCUUGCUUCUUUAUUGGGAUGGACAGAAAUUAUGUGACACAGAUAUUAAAUGGUUGUGGAUUUUUUGCUGACAUUGGAAUCAAAACCCUUGUGGAGCGAAGCCUUGUGACUAUUGAUAAAAAGAAUAAACUUGGUAUGCAUGAUUUGCUGCGGGACAUGGGAAGAGAAAUAAUUCGUGAACAGUCUCGAAAGCUUGGGAAGAGAAGUAGGUUAUGGUUUCGCAAAGAUGCACGAGCUGUAUUAUUAAAACACAUGGGAACGGUAGCUAUUGAAGGACUGUCUUUGAAGCUGUCACAAAGUAAAAAAAUGCAUUUUCAGACAGAAGCUUUUACGAAGAUGAAGAGACUCAGAUUACUUCGUCUUGACAAUGUAGAACUUAGAGGAGACUACAAAUACAUUAGUAGAGAACUCAGAUGGCUUUGUUGGCGUGGGUUUCCCGUAAAAUACAUUCCUAGAAGCUUUUAUCAAAAGAAGUUAGUUGCUAUUGACUUAAAAUACAGCAGCCUCAUACAAGUUUGGAAGGAACCCCAGUUAUUGAAGAAGCUGAAAAUCCUCAAUCUCAGCCACUCUCGUUGGUUGAUGGAGACUCCUGAUUUUUCAAAACUACCAAGUAUUGAAAAGUUGAUCCUUAAAGAUUGUCCAAGUUUGACCACGAUACAUCAUUCUAUUGGGCUUCUUGAUAAACUUCUUCUACUAAAUUUGAAGGAUUGUAUUGGCCUUCGUAAUCUCCCAAAAAGCAUUUAUGGAUUAAGAAGCUUAAAUACUUUGGUUCUUUCUGGUUGUAUGAAUAUUGAAGAGCUUGGCGAGGACAUAGAGCAAAUGGAUUCUUUGACAACUCUAAUUGCUCCUACAAUAAAACAAGUGCCUUUUGCUUUAACGAGAUUAAAAAACAUUCUGUAUUUAUCUGUUCAUGGUCAUGAAGGAUUACCACAUCAUGUGAUUCCUUCUCUCUUCCAGUCUUGGACAUCCCCAGCAAAUAACCCACUACCUCAUAUUCCAACAUAUGUGGGCAUGCCAUCAUCAGUUUUGUGGGAUAUGCUAAACAGUAUCUAUGUUCCUUUCACAAUCCCUAGCACUGAACCAAAGGGACAAAACUUGUUGUUGGAAGAUGGAUUGGAUACUCCUGAUUCCUUGUUCUUGGAAUAUCUUUUAAUUCAAAUUGGAAAGGAUUCUCAAGUCUUUCAUACACUUUCAAAUUGUGUUUCACAGGGAUUGAAUCUUACAAAAUAUAGUGGUGAUUGUAUUCUCCCUAGUGACAAUUACCCCCAUUGGCUAACAUUCUCGGGUGAAGGAGCUUCUGUAAAAUUUGAAGUGCCUCCAGUUACUGGUCAUAAUCAUUUAAAAGGGAUGACUAUUUGUUGUGUGUAUAUCCCCUCAGGUGAUUGGGAUAUUAAGGCAUGUGAAUCUCGUAUAAUUUGCUUAAUGAUUAUAAAUUAUACAAAGACAACCACUUUGCUCUUCACGGAAGACAAACUAAAAUCCUUGGAAGAAGCAGAGAUGAGAGAAAUAAUAUCAAAUCUAGAAUCUGGUGACCAAGUAGAAGUGCAAGCAGCUUUUGGGAGUGGAUUCACGGUAAAGAAAACAGCUGUCUACUUGCUAUAUGACGAGUCAUUUGAUGAAGUGAUGGAGUCUUCAACACCUGAAGUUGUAAAUUUAACUAGCACCAAACACAAAUGUGAGGAGGAAGAGGCACAUGAAUCUAUCAGACCUAGAAAGGCAAUGAAGAUUUGA
Neltuma alba is the source of this 3060-nucleotide messenger RNA. RefSeq names its product TMV resistance protein N-like. The record is from RefSeq and is a predicted model, not a curated record. The transcript has 6 exons. The coding region runs from base 1 to 3060 and encodes 1019 amino acids. Gene Ontology annotation, biological process: signal transduction; defense response. Gene Ontology annotation, molecular function: ADP binding. Lineage: Eukaryota; Viridiplantae; Streptophyta; Magnoliopsida; Fabales; Fabaceae.